CGUUCAAAGCGCGCAGAUCCACAAACCACAAACCACAACGGAAGCAACCAAGUGACAAAAUUUUGAUUAUUGCGGUCCCAAAAAGAAUUAGAAGAAAGAUCAGUGACAAGUGCAACAGAAAAGAAAACAGAGAAAUGGCAGCCAAAACAAUGCCUCUGCUCCGUCCCCACACCGUACUGGGCCUCGGCCUAAUUGUGCUCCUCAUGUGGGAGCCAGCCCCCAGCACAGGCUACGCCAUCGGCCAGUCCAAGUUCGGAAAGAUCGAAAAGUUCCCCUACCAAGUGAUGCUGAUAGGAAAGCAGCUGUGGCGCAAGCGCAUUCUGUGCGGCGGCACAUUGCUGGACAGGCGUUGGAUACUCACUGCCGGCCACUGCACCAUGGGAGUGACCCACUAUGAUGUGUACCUGGGCACAAAGAGCGUGGAGGAUACGGAACAGUUGGGAGGACUGGUGAUCCGAUCAAACAAAUUCAUCGUCCACGAGCUUUUCAAUCCGGAAACGGCUGCCAAUGACAUCGCUCUGGUCAAGCUGCCAAUGGAUGUGGCCUUUACAGCGCGCAUCCAGGCAGCCUCGUUGCCGAGCAGACAGCGGCACGACCAGUACACGGGCAUGAGCGUGGUGGCCAGCGGAUGGGGCGCCAUGGUGGAGAUGUCCAACUCGGACUCGAUGCAGUACACCGAGCUUAAGGUGAUCUCGAAUGAGGAGUGCGCACAGGAGUACGAUGUGGUUACGUCUGGUGUGAUGUGCGCCAAGGGCCUGAAAGACGAGACCGUGUGCACAGGCGAUUCCGGUGGCCCCCUGGUGCUCAAGAACACCCAAGUGGUUGUGGGCAUUACCAGCUUUGGUCCAGCCGAUGGCUGCGAAACCAAUAUUCCCGGAGGCUUCACCAGAGUCACACACUAUUUGGACUGGAUUGAGAGUAAGACUGGUGGUCUCACUGCACCACAGCGGGUCCCCUCAACUCAGCAUUAUGUCCGGCCACAGCAACAGUUGCAGCAUACGCAGCAGCAUCCGCAGCAGAAUCCGCAGCAGCAUCCGCAGCAGCAUCAGCAUCUGUAUAGUGAUGACAAUCUCAUUUAGGAUGAGUACGUCUAGCCGUAACCCCCCUUUGACUGAAUCUUUAUAGCUUUAUCUUGAAAGAAUUCUCUAAUCGUGUGAUAUAUGUCUAAAUACUCCCCUUCAGUUAGCUAAUGUCUCCAUCAAAAUUUGUACAUUGUUCUUAGCUUUAACUAUUUAAACAUCUAUAUAUUUAUUUUAAUUGUAAGGCUGGAGCAAAUGACAGCUCCAAAUGAAAAACAAAACCCCACUGAAAUGUGGUCUCCAAACAAAA
Drosophila obscura is the source of this 1329-nucleotide messenger RNA. RefSeq names its product brachyurin. The transcript has a single exon. The record is from RefSeq and is a predicted model, not a curated record. NCBI's taxonomy places the organism in Eukaryota, Metazoa, Arthropoda, Insecta, Diptera, Drosophilidae. Gene Ontology annotation, molecular function: serine-type endopeptidase activity. Gene Ontology annotation, biological process: proteolysis. The coding region runs from base 135 to 1079 and encodes 314 amino acids.